Pestalotiopsis fici W106-1 is the source of this 1332-nucleotide messenger RNA. RefSeq lists its product as uncharacterized. The coding region runs from base 1 to 1332 and encodes 443 amino acids. The record is from RefSeq and is a predicted model, not a curated record. The transcript is spliced from 2 exons. Gene Ontology annotation, molecular function: eukaryotic initiation factor eIF2 binding; GDP-dissociation inhibitor activity; translation initiation factor activity. NCBI's taxonomy places the organism in Eukaryota, Fungi, Ascomycota, Sordariomycetes, Amphisphaeriales, Sporocadaceae. Gene Ontology annotation, cellular component: cytosol. Gene Ontology annotation, biological process: formation of translation preinitiation complex; translational initiation; formation of cytoplasmic translation initiation complex.
AUGGUCGAGCUUCUUGCCAUCAACCCCAAGAGGGGCGACGACAAGUUCUACCGCUACAAGAUGCCCAGACUCCAAGUCAAGGUCGAAGGCAAGGGCAACGGUAUCAAGACCGUUGUUGUCAACCUGAGCACCAUCGCUCAGUCCCUUGCCCGCCCCGGAGGCCAUGUCAUCAAGUGGUUUGGACUUGAUCUCGGUGCUCAAACCAACAUGGAUCCCCCGGAUGACCGCUGGAUCAUCAACGGCGCCCACGAUGGCGAGACUCUGCAAAAGUCUCUGUUCGUCUUUAUUGAGAAGUACGUUCUCUGUGACGACUGUGGCAAUCCCGAAACCGACCUCACCAUCAAGGAUGAUGUUGUUCGCAAGGAUUGCAAGGCCUGUGGUGCCCGCAGCAAGCCUCUUGUCCACUCCAACUUGAUCAACUUCAUCCUGAAGACCCAGACCAAGAAGGGCAAAAAGUCCAAGACUACAAAGGCUGAGCGCCAGGCUGCUCGCAGAGCCAAGCAGUUGGGCCUGCAGAAUGGCGAGAACGGUAACGCUAGCGGUGGCGAUGAUAACUCGGAGAAUGGCUCCAACGAGAAUGGUGAAGACGAGGCAGGCGAGGCCGGUAGCGACGACGAGUUUACCCGUCAAAUCAAUGCCGCCGCUCAGGACAUUGACGCCCCCAAGGAAGUCAAGGAUGAUGAUUGGGCUGUCGACAUGUCUGAGGAGGCCGUCAAGGCCCGUCAGAACAGGCUCCCAACCGAGUUCCGCGACAAGCUCGUCCUUGAGGGUGCUGACGAGGAUGAAGAUGGCGAGGCCAGUGGCCCCACCGUCUAUGACGAACUUGGCAACUGGAUUCUGGAAAAGGCUACAGAGACUGGAGGCAUUGACAAAGUCGAAGACCUUGCCAUUUACAAAAAGGCCAAGGAGCUGAACAUUGAGGCCAAGCACAAGACCGUCAUGGUCCUUGUUCAGGCCCUGUUCACCGCCGACAUUGUCACUCAGAUCCCCAAGCGUGCUGGUCUUCUCAAGCAGUUCCUCAAGGACCCCGAGAACCCUAGCAAGAUCUCCGAGCGUCACGAAAAGGCACUGAUGGGAGGAAUCGAGUGCCUUUUGGCCAAGGAGGGCAAGAAAAACCCCAAGUUGCUGACCGCUGAUGUUGUUUCCAACAAGAUCCUGUACCAGCUGUACGACCAGGAACUCAUCUCUGAGGAGUUUGUCCGCAAGUGGGGUAGCAAGGCCAGUAAGAAGUACUGCGAUCUCUCCACUUCUCGUUCCAUCCGCAAGGCUGCCGAGCCCUUUAUCAAGUGGCUCGACGAGGCUGACGAGGAGUCUUCCGAGGAGGAGGACUAA